AUGCGCGGACGCCGGUGGGCGGCGGCGGCGUGCGUGGCGUGGUAUGCGUGGUGCGCGUGCGCGGUGCUCGCAGCGACGAGCGCGGGCCGCGAGCUACGGGUCCUGCAAGCGGAUGCGCGCACCGCGUUUUACGUGGGCAUCGCCGCGCCGCCCUCGGCCGCCGACGUCGUGCGAGUGUUCAAUCGCUCGCUCGCCGACAUCUCUCACACGUACCUGGCCGGCGACUACCCGCUCCAUCUGCGCAACAUCUCGCUGCUGCCGCUGUACAUCGAGCUGCCAGAAGAUGAAAAAGAAGACAAUCAAUAUUACAAAUAUACCUAA
This is a messenger RNA of Spodoptera exigua (beet armyworm), 321 nucleotides long. The record is from the annotation of a GenBank genome assembly. Lineage: Eukaryota; Metazoa; Arthropoda; Insecta; Lepidoptera; Noctuidae.